Messenger RNA from Setaria italica (foxtail millet), 1041 nucleotides. RefSeq names its product flavonol 4'-sulfotransferase. Gene Ontology annotation, biological process: sulfation. Gene Ontology annotation, cellular component: cytoplasm. The record is from RefSeq and is a predicted model, not a curated record. The transcript has a single exon. NCBI's taxonomy places the organism in Eukaryota, Viridiplantae, Streptophyta, Magnoliopsida, Poales, Poaceae. Gene Ontology annotation, molecular function: sulfotransferase activity.
AUGUCUUCCUCCUUCAAGCAACCCUUUCUCUCACAAGACGAGGAAAAAACGAACGCGGAAACAAAAACCAACCACCAAGAACUCUACCAGCAUUACGCCAACUCGGUCUCCUCCUCGCCAAGCGCGGAAGGCCUGUCCCACCUCAUACUCCACCGCCACCACCAAGGAUGGCAUGGCAGCCGAAUGUGCAUAGCCGGUGCCAUGGCCGCGGAUGCGUGCUUCACCGCGCGCCCCUCGGACAUCGUCGUCGCCACCCUGCCCAAGUCCGGCACCACGUGGAUCAAGUCGCUUCUGUACGCCACCGUGCACCGCCGAAAAUAUCCUGCUGAUGCCGCCGACCACCCUUUCAACUCCUUCGGCCCCCACGAAUGCGUCAAGUUCUUGGAGUACCAAAUCUACACCGGCAAGGAGACCAAAGACAACCUCGACGAGCUCCCGGACCCAAGGCUCCUUGCCACGCACGUCCCGUUCGUGGCGCUACCGGCUGCCGUGGUCGCGUCGGGAUGCUAGAUCGUGUACAUGUGCCGCGACCCCAAGGACACCAUGGUCUCGCUCUGGCACUUUGCGAACAAGCUCAGGGCCAGCGAAGGCCUCGAGCCUCUCCCGGUGGAGACCGCCGCCGGGUUGUACUGCUACGGCAUGUCGGCGUUAGGGCCCUACUGGGACCACGUCCUCGGGUACUGGCGCGCUCACCUGGCGCGUCCCGAGCAGGUGCUCUUCUUCAAGUACGAGGAGGUCUGGAGGGACCCUCCGGCGCACGUCCGGAGGCUGGCCGCGUUCGUGGGCCUCCCGUUCGACGUCGAGGAGGAGGAGAACGGCGCGAUGGACGCCAUCGUGAGGCUGUGCUCGUUCGAGCACAUGCGCGGGCUGGAGGUGGCCAAGAGCGGCAAGACGGAGUUUGUGGUUGGCGCGGUGGAGAACAGGUCGUUCUUCCGGCCCGGAGGGGUCGGGGACUGAGCGAACCAUUUGUCGCCGGAGGCAGCGCGGCGCAUCGACGCUAUUACUGAGGCCAGGUUCAAGGGUUCCGGUCUCAGUGUUUAG